Prionailurus viverrinus (fishing cat) is the source of this 5220-nucleotide messenger RNA. RefSeq names its product zinc finger protein 23 (gene ZNF23). The record is from RefSeq and is a predicted model, not a curated record. Lineage: Eukaryota; Metazoa; Chordata; Mammalia; Carnivora; Felidae. The transcript is spliced from 6 exons. Gene Ontology annotation, biological process: regulation of immune system process; negative regulation of transcription by RNA polymerase II; regulation of cytokine production. Gene Ontology annotation, molecular function: DNA-binding transcription repressor activity, RNA polymerase II-specific. Bases 2024 to 4693 code for a protein of 889 amino acids.
UUCGCCCGGUCGUCUCCGCUAGCGGCGCGCCCGUCACCGCCGGAGGAGGCUGCCGCCUUGGUCCCUGAAGCCGUGGAGGAGGCCAGUGGAGGCCGCUCGCGGGCCAGCGCCGCCCUCGCUCGGGUGCCGUCGCUCGCCCCGGCCCGUGGCGCCCGCUCUGGGACAAGGAGGCGGCGGUUGGAAAAGAGACGCCCCGUGCGCCAGACGCAGCGGUAGAGCCCUGCUCAUUGGGCCAGCCACUCCUGACCUAGCAGCCGAAGGCCAGCUGGUGCUCGGGGUUCCCGGGAUGCAGUUGUAGGGGCCAGCGUGGGCUCCGCCUUCAGGGAGCUUUCCGUUUAAUGGGAGUCACGUAGUCAUUAAAUCUGACCAGUUCGCUCUACCUGUUUGUAACCCACCGGCUGCGGCCGGUUGCCUUUCGGUCGAAGACUAACGCCCUGCAUGGCGUCCUCUUAUGCGACUUGUAUCCGCUCGUUUUGCAGCACAUUCUCCUCGGCUCUGCUACGGCCUUCCUGGCCAUUCACCUCCAGAACAUGGUUUUUUGUUUUUUGUUUUUUGUUUUUUAACCUAGUUAAUUCCUAUCCCUAAAUGUACCCAUCUAGGAUAGAUUCCCCGGGCAGUAAUCACAAUUAUCUUAUUUAUGAGAUUCUUUGAUUAAUGUGUGCCUUUCCUUCAGACUGAGCUCCAUGACAAAAUGGGUUACACCCUUUUCCCCUGUCUCCACUAUAUCUCACACUUGGCCUGGAAUGAAUGAAGUCUACCAUAAAUGUUGAGUGAAGAAAGCACAAAUAAAUGCAAGAGUAUAAUCUCAAUCUGGGAGACGUGGUAUACAGGAAAGUGAACAAAGUAUGAGUGGAGUGUUUAACAUGGGGAGCUGACUUGGUUUGUAGAGGAUGUGAAGGAUGACCUGGCAUUACCUGCGGGAAGGGUCAGGCUGCUGGAGAGUAUCCUAGGCAGAGAGUAUCCGUUAAAAAGAUCCUAAGGUUGGAGCAGAGUAGUUCAUACAGAGACAACAGCAGGUAUAAAGAUCCCGAGUUAGCAUCGUAGAGGGAACGGAAAGAAGGCCAGAAUGGCUAAAUCAAGAAGGGUGGCAUAAUGUAAGGCCAGCAGGAAAUUACAGCAUGCAAUGAAGUUAGGGAACAUGCUGGUUUUGGGGCAGAAUAUGACCGCUUAGCAAGAAUACAGUGUCUGUAGGGGGUACAACUAAAAUAAUAACCCAUUUUGGCAUGUUGAGGUGGCCUUUCAGGGUCCUUUGCUAAUGAGUUUUGGUAAUCACUGGGUCCCAGAAUGGAGUGAUGAGCAAAAAGAUGCCUGCCCCAAGGUCCAAGAAAAGGAAGACUUCCCCUUUGAUUCUUUUUCUGAAUUUUCUCGGUGACUCUAUCCUUCUAUAUUAACUUCAGAAUCACUUUAUCAGGUUUUAAAAGAAAUCCUGUUGGGAUUAUGAUUGGAAGUGAUUUAAUGUAGUUACUGAACAUGGCCUUUGGAAUUCUGACAGAUCUGGUUUGGAAUCCAAAUUCAUUCAUCCACUACCUUGUGACCUUGGUAGAGAGAAUUAUUCUCUUAGCCUUGUUUUCUCAUUUGGGGAGAAGAAAAUUCAGAGGAUUAUAGUGAAGACUGAAUGAAGGGGUGUGUAUUUUACAUCCCAAAACUUAUUUUUUUAACUUGUUAUGUUUCUCAGUAAAAGUUUAUUUUUAAAAAAUAAAGGUCUGGGUUUCCUUUUCCUCUUGUUAGGUUUUGCUUUAGUUUGUUUGCUUACUUGUUUGUUUCUUUGGGGUUUUUUGUUUGUUUGUUUGUUUGUUUGUUUUUUGCUUGUGUGUACUCCUAUUCCCCCUGUACUGAUGUCUUAUGCAGGACAGGCAGCAUUGCUCUGGUGCCUGAGGGCAAGUUACUUACUCUUUCAAAAUCUGUUUCCUCAGCAUUCAAACUUCAUUGUAUAGUGUGGAUUGAAAGAAGAAAUAUAUGCCACUUACCCAGUGGGCAUUCAGUAAAUGAUGCCUCUGCCCUUCACUGAGAGGGAGCCCAGGUGAUGGCAGCCAUGCCCCUGAACUCCUGGCACCAGGAGUUGGUGACCUUUGAGGACGUGGCUAUCUACUUCACUGGGACAGAAUGGACUGGUCUUUCUCCUGGACAGAAGGCCCUGUACAGAAGUGUGAUGCUGGAGAAUUAUGGGAACUUGACAUCCCUGGGAUAUCAAGUUCCCAGACCUGCCCUGAUCUCGCUUCUGGAGGCAGGGAAUUUGCCAUGGGGCCUGGAGGCACAGGAUAACCUAUCUGCAGAGAGGACCAAAGACAUCUGUGAAGAUACUGAGACCAACAUUAACAGUGAGUCCACAUCAACACAGGGAAUUUCUGAAGAAAGAGAUGUCAUGUUGUCACAUGGUUUGCAGAAGAGUGUUCUUCAGGGAACCAACUUGCUAGAAACCAGUGAACUGGAGAAACACCAGGAAAUCUCCACAGUAAAAAAUAUUAAAGGAAAGGCUCCAAGAAUCCACUGUGCAAGGAAACCCUUCAUAUGUGAGGAGUGUGGGAAAUGCUUCAGUUAUUUUUCUUACUUUGUUAGACACCAGAGAAUUCACACCGGGGAGAAACCCUUUGAGUGUAAUGAGUGUGGAAAAGCCUUUAAUGGCAAUUCUUCAUUAAUCCGGCACCAGAGAAUCCACACUGGAGAGAAACCCUAUCAGUGUGAAGAAUGUGGAAGAGCCUUUAAUGAUAAUGCAAAUCUGAUCAGGCAUCAGAGAAUCCACAGUGGAGACAGACCCUAUCUCUGUGGAGAGUGUGGAAAUAGUUUUACCAGUAGUUCUGAGUUUGUUAUACAUCAGAGAAUCCACACUGGGGAGAAACCUUAUGAGUGUAAUGAGUGUGGAAAAGCUUUUGUUGGUAAUUCACCACUGCUUCGACAUCAAAAAAUCCACACUGGAGAGAAACCCUAUGAAUGUAAUGAAUGUGGCAAAAGCUUUGGAAGGACUUCUCAUCUUAGCCAACAUCAACGUAUUCACACAGGGGAAAAGCCUUAUUCUUGUAAAAUAUGUGGGCAGGCCUUCAAUUUUCAUACGAAACUAACUCGGCACCAGAGAGUCCACAGUAUAGAGAAACGCUUUGACUGUGUAGAUUGUGGAAAAGGCUUUAGUGCUCAGGAACAAUUAAAAAGGCAUCUAAGGAUCCAUAUUCAGGAGUCUUCCUCUUUAUGUGCUGAGUGUGGAAAAGUCUUCACUAGCAAAAGAAAUCUUCUUCAGCAUCAAAGAAUCCAUACUGGCCAGAAACCCUAUGAGUGUGUCAAGUAUGAAAAAACCUUUAGGACUUCUUCCAAGCUAGGUCAUCAUGAACAUGUCUACCCCGGAGAGAAACCUCCCUAUCAGUGUAAGGAGUGUGGCAAAGCCUUUAGCGUUAAUGCAAAAUUAAUUUGGCAUCAAAGACUUCAUAGCGGGGAGAAGCCCUUCAAAUGUGUGGAGUGUGGGAAAAGCUUCAGUUACAGUUCCCAUUAUAUCACACAUCAGACCACCCACAGCGGGGAGAAGCCCUAUCAGUGUAAGGUGUGUGGGAAAGCCUUCAGCGUUAAUGGGAGUCUGAACAGGCAUCAGAGAAUCCAUACAGGGGAGAAGCCCUAUCAGUGCAAGGAGUGUGGAAACGGCUUCAGCUGCAGUUCCGCAUAUAUCACACAUCAGAGAGUCCACACUGGGGAGAAGCCUUACGAGUGCACGGACUGUGGGAAAGCUUUCAAUGUUAAUGCCAAAUUAAUUCAACAUCAGAGAAUCCACACUGGAGAGAAACCUUAUGAAUGUAAUGAGUGUGGGAAAGGCUUCAGGUGCAGUUCCCAGCUUCGGCAGCAUCAGAGCAUCCACACUGGGGAGAAGCCUUAUCAGUGUAAGGAGUGUGGAAAAGCCUUCAGUAAUAAUGCAAAACUCAUUCAGCAUCAAAGAAUCCACACAGGUGAGAAACCCUAUGAGUGUACUGAAUGUGGAAAAGCCUUUAGUGUCAAAGGGAAGUUAAUCCAGCACCAGAGAAUCCACACGGGUGAGAAACCCUAUGGUUGUAAUGAGUGUGGGAAAGCCUUCAGGUGUAACUCUCAGCUGCGGCAGCAUCUGAGAAUCCACACCGGGGAGAAGCCUUAUGAGUGUAAUGAGUGUGGAAAGGCCUUCAACGUUAAUGCAAAACUAAUGCAACAUCAGAGGAUUCACACUGGGGAGAAACCCUUUGAAUGUAAUGAGUGUGGGAAAUGCUUUACUUCUAAAAGAAACCUACUUGAUCAUCAUCGAAUCCAUACUGGAGAAAAGCCUUACCAAUGUAAGGAAUGUGGGAAAGCCUUCACUAUCAAUGCCAAACUAACUAGGCAUCAGAGAAUACACACUGGGGAGAAACCUUUCAAAUGUAUGGAAUGUGAAAAAGCAUUCAGCUGUAGUUCUGACUAUAUUGUACAUCAGAGGAUCCAUACUGGAGAGAAACCCUUUCAAUGUAAGGAGUGUGGAAAAGCCUUCCAUGUUAAUGCCCAUUUAAUUCGGCAUCAGAGAAGCCACACUGGGGAGAAACCCUUUAGAUGUGUGGAGUGUGGAAAAGGGUUCAGCUAUAGUUCUGAUUGUAUAAUACAUCAGACUGUCCAUACUUGGAAGAAACCCUUCGUGUGUAAUGUGUGUGGGAAAGCCUUCAGGUUUAGCUUCCAACUUAGUCAGCAUCAAAGUGUCCAUGGUGAAGGCAAAUCUUAAUGAGGAGGACGUGGCAGAAAACUCUCAAGGUUAAUGAAAUGGAUCAAGUAUCAUCAGAUUCCCCCUGGGAGAAAACCCUGAGAGGGAAAUGAAUGGGGCAUCUUCACAUGGAAACAAAUCUUUUCCAUCUUUUAAAAUCAAGAAUGAGGACUGGUUAAAAAGUAACAUCCAAAAAUGAAUAGCUUGUUCUAUACCAACAACCAAUUAGAAAGUAUAAUGAAAGAAAGGAUCCCAUUCCCAACAGCAUCAAGAAAAGUGGAUUUUCUUGGGAUAAACUUAAUUAUUAUACACAGGUCUAUGGAGAAGUAAAUCUCCAGUAAGGGCCACAAAAGGAAAAAUUAAUGGGGGAGAGAGAGAAACCUUGUUCUUAGCCAGGAAAACUCAAGAUAUUCACUCUACCUAAAUUUACUUCCCUUUGACAACAAGCAUGUAUCACUUUUGUAAAGAGGAUGAACAAUAAAAAUUUCCUUAGAAAAGAUGAGUACAUUUUGUAUUUUCAUGGAAUGGAGAAAACCUUUCCUGAGCAC